This is a messenger RNA of Aspergillus glaucus CBS 516.65, 1156 nucleotides long. Its product is annotated as ribonuclease P subunit p20 family protein. The record is from RefSeq and is a predicted model, not a curated record. Gene Ontology annotation, molecular function: RNA binding. The transcript is spliced from 2 exons. Bases 90 to 773 code for a protein of 227 amino acids. Gene Ontology annotation, cellular component: nucleolar ribonuclease P complex; ribonuclease MRP complex. Gene Ontology annotation, biological process: nuclear-transcribed mRNA catabolic process, RNase MRP-dependent; tRNA 5'-leader removal; rRNA processing. Lineage: Eukaryota; Fungi; Ascomycota; Eurotiomycetes; Eurotiales; Aspergillaceae.
CUAUUCUAUUCUACGCUACUUGAAUUCAAAAUAAACCCAUAAUAAUCUUCUAAUAAAGCGCUCUAUUGAGCCCUCAGAAUCAGAGCACCAUGGCGAAACAACCCCUCACGCGCGACCUCCAAUUCGAAAAGAAGAACCAGAACAUGGUCAAGCUCCCAAAAUACGCCCGCAUCCAAAAACGCCCCAUCCCGCACCCCCCAAUCGCCUCCCCCUACGCCGGCUCCUCCACCCCCAAAACCGUCUACAUAUCCAGCAGCACGCCCUUCAUGAGCGCCGUAAAACGCGUCCAAAAGCUGCUCCAUCAAGCCGAGAAACGCGCCAUGACCUCCGUGCACCUGAGCCUGGGUAACAAGACGAAGACCGACAGACAGAAACUCGCGCAGAUGGCGGAGGGGCAUGAGAAGAUGCGGAAAGAGGCGGGGCAGGAGGAGGUUUUUAUUAAGGCUACUGGGAGAGCGAUGGAAAAGGCGAUGAGGGUUGGGAAGUGGUUUGGGGAGAGGGAGAGGGAGUAUGUUACUAGGGUAAAGACAGGGAGUGUGAUUGUUGUGGAUGAUGUGGUUGAGGAUGAGGAGGGGAGGAAGAAGGUUGUUGAGGAGAGGGAGAGUGUUAAGAAGGAAGGGGAGGAGAAAAAGGAGGGUGGUGAUGCUGAGGAGUCGGCUGGUUCUAAGUCUGCGGCGAAGAAGAGGAAGCGGGCUGCGGCGGCGGAGACAGAGUUGCCUGAGUCGAGGACGCGGUGGGUUAAUGUUGUUGAGAUUGCGGUGACCUAUAAAUGAGGGUGUUCACGGAUUUGCUAAGCUAUGCUUUUUUCUCAUUUCUCGCGGUUCGUUGACGAGAGUCCGAACGCAGUGUUGGUGAACACACGCCACGAGGUCACAACAGUGCAGGUACCAAUCAGUCUACCGCAUCCCUACCUCAACGCGCUCCUACGGACAUCAUUAUCUAUGGAGAGUAUACCUCCCUACGAGCAUAACUGGGCCAGUGCACUACCAAGUCAAGAAGCUUUGGGGUCUGCAUCCAACCCAGUGGAUAAGGCAGGGCAUGGGAGCUAGGUCAAGACUACAGAUCUUAUGAUUAAAUCUUUACUUCGGAGAAUGUACUAGACGAUAUCAAUAUCCCAUUCAACCAUCCAAUCCUGAGAUCAUAAAAUACAAGAACG